CUCUGUGCAGCGGGCAGGGAUCUCUGUGGUAACAGGCCACGCCCUUAUCCGCGGUUUGGAUUUGCGCAGGCGCCAAAGGAAGUGAGUCGCCGGAAGCGGAAGUCCCGCCCUUCUUCCCUCAGAAAGCGGAGCAACGCAGAGGAAACGGGAGUGACCUGUGGUUACAGCAGCCACCAUGAGCCUCCUCAACAAGCCCAAGAGUGAGAUGACCCCAGAGGAGCUUCAGAAGCGGGAGGAGGAGGAAUUUAACACAGGUCCACUCUCUGUGCUGACCCAGUCAGUCAAGAACAACACCCAGGUGCUCAUCAACUGCCGCAACAACAAGAAACUCCUGGGCCGUGUGAAGGCCUUUGACAGGCACUGCAACAUGGUGCUAGAGAACGUGAAGGAGAUGUGGACCGAGGUCCCCAAGAGUGGCAAGGGCAAGAAGAAGUCCAAGCCAGUCAACAAGGACCGCUACAUCUCCAAGAUGUUCCUGCGUGGGGACUCUGUCAUUGUGGUGCUGCGGAACCCCCUCAUUGCCGGCAAGUAGGGGCCUCUGCCCCUUCCUCUGAAGACCUGUCCUUUGUGAUGGUAGUGAUAAUAAAGUGCUGAGUUUUUUUUUUU
This is a messenger RNA of Fukomys damarensis (Damara mole-rat), 606 nucleotides long. It is a transcript of the gene Snrpd2, whose product is annotated as small nuclear ribonucleoprotein D2 polypeptide. Gene Ontology annotation, biological process: spliceosomal snRNP assembly; RNA splicing. Gene Ontology annotation, cellular component: precatalytic spliceosome; U5 snRNP; catalytic step 2 spliceosome. Lineage: Eukaryota; Metazoa; Chordata; Mammalia; Rodentia; Bathyergidae. Gene Ontology annotation, molecular function: RNA binding. The transcript is spliced from 3 exons. The coding region runs from base 176 to 532 and encodes 118 amino acids. The record is from RefSeq and is a predicted model, not a curated record.